AUGCUUUCAUGGCCACGUUUAGUGCAACCGAAAAAAAAAUGUGAUCAGGCUCGUAAAGCCUCAUGUAAACGUCGAGUUCAUACUGACAAUCCACCAACAACAAUUUUAUAUGAAUCUGAUAAUCAUAAUCAUUUUGGUAAUGUCGUUUCAAGUGAUAUUAGAAGAUUUGAAGAAAAUGCGCGUUUUCAUGCUCUUAAUACCAAUGAAGGAACACAAAGUAUAUUAGACAAUCGUUUACGUAAUUUGCUCAAUGGUCUACCAACAAUUCCACAUGACAAAACAUUCGAGAAAAUUCCGGAUAAGUUAUGUGUAACAUUACGUAAUAAUCAACUUUUACAAUUUGAUACUGGUCCUGGUAGUGAUCGAAUAAUUAUAUUUUCAUCAAAUAGACAAUUGCGAUUACUUGAGGAUACUAAACACAUAUUGGUUGACGGCACUUUUAGGGUUACGCCAACAAUGUUCUAUCCAUUAUAUGUUAUACAUGUAUUAUAUAAAGAUUCUGUUAUACCAACGAUUUUUGCAUUAUUACCAAAUAAAACUCACCAAACGUAUCAACAACUCAAUGAAAUAGUUCAACAUUGUCCCUGGUGGAAUCCUGAUUAUAUAACGAUGGAUUUCGAACGAGCAGCUUAUAAUGCUUUUCGGAUAUUAGGUUUCAAAACUAAUUACGAAACUGAUCCAAUAUUUGCACACAAUGUACAUAAAAUUAGUGCACUUGUUUUUCUUCCGGUGUCCGAUGUCGGCCAAGGUUUUGAUGAUUUAUAUAAUGCAUUACCAUCAUUAUAUCAACCAUUACUUAAUUAUUUUGAAGACACAUAUUUAGGUAGACAUCGACCAACUGGUAGAUCAGAUCUAUUAUUCCCAAUUGAAUUUUGGAAUAUGUAUCAAAGAACAACUGAACUAUCUAUGCGCACAAAUAAUUCAGCUGAAUCAUGGCAUCGUGGUUUAAGUUCUGUUAUGCAAUGUCAAUAUCCAUCUCUUUGGUCUUUUAUAACUAGUUUACAAAAUGAAGAAAAUUCUAUACAUUGUCAAACAAUCAAACUUAAUGCUGGAUAA
Messenger RNA from Didymodactylos carnosus, 1056 nucleotides. The record is from the annotation of a GenBank genome assembly. NCBI's taxonomy places the organism in Eukaryota, Metazoa, Rotifera, Eurotatoria, Philodinida, Philodinidae.